Messenger RNA from Arabidopsis lyrata subsp. lyrata, 387 nucleotides. Its product is annotated as putative F-box/FBD/LRR-repeat protein At3g23955. The coding region runs from base 1 to 333 and encodes 110 amino acids. The transcript has a single exon. Lineage: Eukaryota; Viridiplantae; Streptophyta; Magnoliopsida; Brassicales; Brassicaceae. The record is from RefSeq and is a predicted model, not a curated record.
AUGCAUCAGCUUCUGCCAUAUCAUUUGAUUGUAUUUUCUCCUCUCCUUUUUCCUCAGCUACAGCGUGAUUAUCACAACCAGGAGCUACAUUCCGAGGAGAUGAAUCAAAUCAAGUGUUUGCAAUCCUCUCUCGAGUUUGUUAAUUUCAAAUUCACAUUCUCGGGACAUGUUGUAGAAAUGAAGCUAGUAAGUUGCUUCCUAGAGAAUUGUGCUAUCCUCAAGAAACUCACUUUACAUUUGGAUUCUAAUUCAACAGAAGAUGAAAUCUUGACGAAAAUCUUGGAAAUCCCAAGAGCCUCUACGAAAUGUGAGGUUGUCAUUGUCAUAAAGUAGAGGCAAACAUGUGAGGUUUGUAUUUGACUGGUAAGUAAAUCCGUUGAUGAAGUC